Symbiodinium pilosum is the source of this 161-nucleotide messenger RNA. Lineage: Eukaryota; Dinophyceae; Suessiales; Symbiodiniaceae. The record is from the annotation of a GenBank genome assembly.
GGGUUCCCGUGGCAUUUUUCUUUGGCCACGCGGAAAAGGACCCAGCUCACAUCGACAAGGCCCUCAAAUAUUUGGAGGAUCCCAAGAGAAAGGCCAAGCCAGCCCCAAAUGCCUAUUUCCACGACAUGAAGUUUUUCUCGAGUUUCGAGGAGCUUCGCAAG